Molecule: messenger RNA, 2731 nt
Organism: Phymastichus coffea
Lineage: Eukaryota; Metazoa; Arthropoda; Insecta; Hymenoptera; Eulophidae
Gene: bumpel
Product: sodium-coupled monocarboxylate transporter 1
Exons: 14
Coding region: 176-2035 (619 amino acids)
Biological process (GO): transmembrane transport; sodium ion transport
Cellular component (GO): membrane
Molecular function (GO): symporter activity
Source: RefSeq, a predicted model, not a curated record
CAACGCAACUUCAGUCGUUCGCGAUCAUUUGGAUUAAACGUACACGGGGUUCUAUCCCCCAUCGAGUUAUGACACGCGCGAUUUAACGGAGUUUGUCAAUACAAAGAUCGUUAACGGGAUUCACUGCUAUUGGAGUUUUAUUUAAACGUUGGAAGAAAGCCAUCGACGAGCGGUCAUGUCGUCACCCAACAACGAGCCGCUUCCCCCGGAGUCGAACUCGGAUCACGAGCUGCCGUCCAAGUUCGCGACUGUGGACAUGCCGUCGGUCCAAGACGUCAUCUACUCUCUGCAGAACUUCGGCAUAGUCGACUACUCGAUCUUCGUGGCGAUGCUGGCGGCGUGCGGCUGCAUCGGCGUGUACUUCGGCUUCUUCAAGCGGUCCCGUGGUGAGGACGAGUAUCUGGUGGGCGGUCGCAACAUGAAGACCUUUCCCGUGAGCAUGAGCCUCAUCGCGAGCUUCAUCUCGGGGAUCUCGUUGCUCGGCACGCCCACCGAGAUCUACAUGCACGGCACCAGCUACCUCUGCAUCGGCUUCGGCGUCGUCCUCGUCGGCUUCAUCAUGUCCAACGUCUUUCUGCCGGUCUUUCACGACCUUCGACUGACCAGUACCUACGAGUACCUGGAGAAGAGGUUCGACAAGAAGAUCCGGAUUCUGGGAUCCGUCCUCUUCGCCAUCGGCAUCAUCACAUGGCUGCCGAUCGUCAUCUACGUGCCGGCGCUCGCUUUCAAUCAAGUGACCGGAGUGAACAUCCAUGUGGUCACGCCGUUCGUAUGCGUGGUCUGCAUCUUCUACACGUGCGUGGGUGGACUGCGCGCGGUGGUGUGGACGGACUUCGUCCAGAUAUUCAUCAUGUUCGGCGCCAUGAUACUCAUCGUGGUCAAGGGCACGUCCGACCUCGGUGGCUUCUCCACGGUCCUGCGACGGAACUUCGACUCCGGCCGCCUCGAGUUACCCACUGCCGACUGGAGUCCUCUGACGCGGCACACCAUCUGGUCGCUCGUCGUCGGCGGCUGCGUGCACUGGCUGCAGAUAUCCGCCAUCAACCAGAACAUGAUCCAGCGCUACCUGUCGCUGCCGAGCGUGGAGCACGCGAGAAGAGCUCUGUGGACCUUCAUCGUCGGAGUGCUACUGCUGAUCGGCACCUGCGGCUACGCCGGGAUGCUGGUCUACGCCUGGUAUCACGAGUGCGACCCCCUCACGACGAAACUCGCCCGAGCCAAGGACCAGCUGCUGCCGCUGCUGAUGAUGAACGUGCUGCGCGACCUGCCGGGACUGCCGGGACUGUUCGUCGCCGGCGUGUUCAGCGCCGCUCUCAGCUCGCUGUCCACGGGGCUCAACUCGAUGGCCGCCGUGGUGCUCGAGGACUUCGUCAAGCCGUUCCGCACGCGCCCGUUCAGCCCCAAGACCGUGGACCGGCUCAUGAAGCUGACCGUGCUCGUGCUCGGCGUGCUCUGCACCUGCCUCGUGUUCGUGGUCGAGAAGACCGGCUCGCACGUGCUGCAGCUGUCGAUGAGCUUGAGCGCCAUCACCAGCGGACCUUCGCUCGGCGUGUUCGCCAUGGGCGUGCUACUGCCGUGGAUAAACGCCAACGGCGCCCUCGUCGGAGGCCUCAGCGGCCUCUCCUUCAUGGGCUGGAUCAGCUUGUCGGCCGAGGCCGCGAUCGCCAGCGGCAGAAUCCGGUUCGACGAGAAGCCGGUGAGCGUGGAGGGCUGCACCUACUCCUUCCAUCAGGCCGAGAACCUGCUGCUGCUGCUGCCGCCCGAGACGCUGCUCAACGAUCCCGAGGAAGGUGAGCCCUGGGCGGUUUAUCGGCUGAGCUACCUGUGGUACACCGUAGCCGGCACACUGGUGACCAUGAGCGUGGGCUUGAUGGUGAGUAUCGUCUCGUCGGAGAACAUUGACAAGCUCGACCCAGCACUGGUUGCCCCCUUUGUACGCAAAUACCUCGCCAGGCAACCGGCUCUCCAACAAGUCGAGGUCAUGCGAACGGAUCACCAGCACGAGGAGAACAACAGAAGUUCAACGGCGCUCUAGCAUUCCAUCGAUUUUUUUUUGUUACAAAAAUUAAGUGGAAAGGAGAUGAAUUGAGUGAUAAAGAAGAAUGGAUAAGUUAAAACUAGGAAUCUAUUUGGGUAAUGUUGUUGCUUAGUCUUCUUUUCUUAACAUGCACAUUUGCCUUGGGGAUUACAUAUCGUAGAUUAUAUAUUAAAAAUAUAUAGAGUUGUUAUCCGCGUAAUAACACGACUCCUCGUGUGUGAUACUUUUUUUUCGGAAACACUAUUUUUUACAUACACUACGUUUGUUAUUGCAAUCAAGAGUUAUCCCAUAUUCCACAUAGUUACGUGUAAUUGUUUUACGACUAAUACGUUAUAUAAGUACAUAUAUAUAAUAACGCGUAAAAAAUAUUGCUGUAUGCCGUUUUGAUAUAUUAAAAAGGCAAGUGUUUGUUUACUGGCGGUGCUUGUAUAAAUGCAGAUUGUUUUUUUCUUCUUAAUACUUAUGGCUCAAAAAUCGCACCUUCGUUAUAAUUUUUUUUUAUCAGUCCAUCCUCGAGCACACAUAGUACGUCACUACAUAUUUGUAUGAAUUAAUGUAUGACAACUGCAGUAGUAAAAUGAAAUGUUGCACGUAGGCAAAGAAGCUCCACGCGAAAUCAAAGCUUCUUUUGUCAUUCCUACGGCUUACUUUUGUGACUGGAUUUUCUUUCUGUACAGUGUAUAAAAGGAAAUA